AACAGACUUGGUCAUGUGACGCUCCUGCGCUGUAUCACAGCAGGAAGUGUUUGUAAGGGAGGUUCACUGAGACCAGAGCGUCAAGACUCAUUCUCCCUGUGGUUUCAAGAACAGUCUUCAUGUGAAUCUUCUGCCAUCAGAUGUGAGCUGAUCAUCAUGGCAUCGCUGCUCUGCACCCUCCAGGACCAUCGUGAUGACGUGAACUGCUGCGCGCUCUCGGACCGUCUUCUGGCCUCGUGCUCAGGGGACAAAACCGUGCGCGUAUAUUCCUGCGAGGAUUUCCGCGAACUGCCCUUCUCUCCUCUGCGCGCGCACGCCUACGGCGUUCACUGCUGCUGCUUCAGCAGCUGCGGCCGCUACCUGGCGUCCUGCUCCACGGACGCGCUCACUAUCGUAUGGAGCACGAGUACGGGCGCAGCGGUGGCCGCGCUGGAGCACCCGGCGCGCGCUCCUGUUCGAGUCUGCGCGUUCUCUCAUGACGCGCGCUUUCUGCUGUCCGGCGCUUCUGACGGGACUGUGGCGGUCUGGGAUGUGACGUCAAAGACGCUGCAAAGAUGUGCUAAAGUCAGUGAGGGCAGCGUCCUGGCCUGCUGUUUCUCCCCGUGUGGACAGAUGUUCAUCACAGGCUCCAGUCAGGGUGAACUUCAUCUAUGGACGCUGAGCAUGAACACUUUACACACGCAGAGAGAAGCUCAUGAUCUGGGAGUCAACUGCUGCCACUUCUGCCCUCAGAUGAGCAUGGAUGGCCAGACAGUCAAGUUUCGAUUGGCCUCUGGUGGGCAGGAUAACAGACUGAGGAUAUGGAUUAUUUCCCAGCAUGCAACAGCAGGUUAUGAGAUGCUGCUGCUCUAUACUCUCACUGCUCAGUCUGCUCCCGUCCUCUGCUGUGCCCUCUCGUUUGACGGACAGCUGCUCGUCUCUGGGUCUGUUGAUAAAACAGUGACCGUAUAUGACGCGAAUCAUGGAGAACUUCUACACACUCUGACGCAGCAUGACAGAUAUGUGACUGCAUGUGCGUUCUCUCCCUGCACGUUGAUGUUUGCAUCUGGCUCUAUGGAUAAGACAGUGAAUAUCUGGAGAAUUGGAGAUGGAAAUGCUGAAGCAUCUGAACCAUUGAAAACGUCGGUCCAAGGAAGGAAGUCACUGGGUUACUCCAGAACACUGGUCAGCGAUUGGUCAGAGGAGGAUGUGAGCGAGUGGCUCCGUGAUGAAGGAUUUGAAGCUUUGGUGGACACGUUUAGAGCCCACAAUAUUGACGGGGCCGAACUCAUCAACUUAAACACAGAGGUGCUGACCACUGAAUUUAACAUCGAGUCAGUUGGUCUCCGGGGUCAAAUCCUGAGGAAGAUUAAGGAUCUGAGAUCUUCACUGAUCGACUCUGACGUUCCCGAUGAAUUCCUCUGUCCAAUCACCAGAGAGCUCAUGAAGGACCCUGUCAUCGCUGCAGAUGGAUUUUCCUAUGAAAGAGAAGCGAUGGAGAGCUGGAUCAGCACUCCCAAUCGCUCCAGUCCGAUGACCAACCUGCCUUUACAAACCAUGAUACUGACCCCAAACAGAAGCCUGAAGACGGCCAUACAGCGCUGGAAGAGCAGCCACUGACCGAUAACUGCAUGUACAGCAGGUUUCCUUCCUCCAUGAGCUUCUGCAGGAGGAUGAUGAGGAUGUCGGGUUUGGAGGUCGCCAUCGCCCAGGCUGCGUUACCUUGGAUACAGAGAGAGAGGUGGAGCGUUACAUCAAACGGAUCCUUCAAACACAGCUUAGCA
This is a messenger RNA of Labeo rohita (rohu), 1763 nucleotides long. RefSeq names its product WD repeat, SAM and U-box domain-containing protein 1. Lineage: Eukaryota; Metazoa; Chordata; Actinopteri; Cypriniformes; Cyprinidae. The record is from RefSeq and is a predicted model, not a curated record. Gene Ontology annotation, biological process: protein ubiquitination. The transcript has 14 exons. Gene Ontology annotation, molecular function: ubiquitin-protein transferase activity; protein binding. Bases 157 to 1599 code for a protein of 480 amino acids.